Messenger RNA from Rhincodon typus (whale shark), 1280 nucleotides. RefSeq names its product tetratricopeptide repeat protein 39A. The record is from RefSeq and is a predicted model, not a curated record. Bases 321 to 1280 code for a protein of 319 amino acids. NCBI's taxonomy places the organism in Eukaryota, Metazoa, Chordata, Chondrichthyes, Orectolobiformes, Rhincodontidae. The transcript is spliced from 12 exons.
CAGUGCGCCUCCAGUGUUGUUGGUCUGUCCUGCUUGAUAUUUACGUGGCCCGGUCUGAUGUGGUGGUCGGCCUCAUUUGGUUCUGCUUUGUAGUGACUUUGAGAAGUUCAUGCUGGCAAGUUUUCGGCUCAUGAAUGAACCCGUUCGUCAGGCGGAGAUAAUUAGUGAAUGGGCGUCGCCUGGGAGUGGCACAUCUGUGGAAUGAAGACCAAGUUUCCUGCGUCAUUUACCUCGGGCAAAGAAAUCACAGAAGUAAACAUUUCAAGAACUUAAAGCACCUCCAGUGAACUUAGCAGAAGUUGGAUUCGUCUUCUGAAUUGAUGUCUGCACUCAUGAACUUCACAUCGCUUUGGAAACAGAAGAGUAAGGCUGACAUAAGGUCACCUAAAGGAGACUUGAAGGUGGCAUUGGAUGAAUGUGUGGCAGCCCUGGACCUAUUUCUUAGCAACAGAUUUGAAGAUGCUCUAACUAAACUUCAGUCCAGAGCCAAAGACAGCAUGUACCAUUCUCUGACUUAUGCCACAAUAUUGGAAAUGCAAGCUAUGAUGACCUUUGAACCUGAAGAUAUUACUGUUGCUGGCAACACUAUGAAAGAUGCCCAGAUAGUCUGCGAAAAAUUUCGGAAGAAGACUACUGUUGCAAACUCAAUCAACAGUUUGAUGAAUAGGCAUGCUGCAGAACAAUUUACUGAAGAGGAGAUGCAUGCUGAAGUCUGCUACGCUGAGUGUUUGUUACAGAGGGCUGCUCUCACUUUCUUACAGGAUGAGAACAUGAUUAGCUUUAUUAAAGGCAGCAUCAAAAUAAGAAAUAGUUACCAGACUUACAAGGAACUUCUUAAUAUUGUGCAGUCUUCCAAUUAUACAAAAGGAGAGAAUUACAGCCAUCUUGAAGGAGGUGUUCAACUUGGAAUUGGGGCUUUUAAUCUAACUAUAUCCCUGUUGCCAACAAGGAUUCUCCGACUUUUAGAAUUUGUUGGAUUUUCUGGAAACAAGGAAUAUGGUCUAGAACAAUUGCAGGAAGGAGCAUCCACAGAAAACUUUCGGGCUCUCCUGUGUACCAUGCUGCUUCUUUGUUAUCACACAUUCAUGAGUUUUGUAUUAGUUGUGUCUUUAGUUAGUGAGGCCCUAAAUGUUGGAAUUUCCUCACAGGACUUCCAUCGCUGUAUUGCUCUAAGACAUUGCUUAAACCUGCCUCUUAUUGAGCUCAUCUGUCCUAAAAUCUCCUUUUAUAUGGCAGCUGCUGCAGCACCUCGUGGUGCCUUUGGCGGCAAAUGCAGUUAA